UCCCCACCGAUUCACUGGGAUCUCUUGUCCAAGACUGGCUCGGCCCGAAACGUCAGCUUUUGUGCUCCUGAGAUGCUGCUGGACCUGUUGUGUUCAUCCAGCCUCACAUUUUAUUAACUGGAGAAGAGUCCAUGAAGGUGCAAAUCAACUCGUGCAUCUGCAACAGACCCAGCUGGAGAUCAAACACCAUCAGCGAAAACAACUUGCAAAGAUGAUCUCAGACCUGCUGAGUUGCUCCAGCUUUUAUUUUGAUUUUAUUGUGGAGGAAAUCAGAGUCAUUUUACAGGUUGAAAGAACAUUUGGGACCAAAGACAGAUAUGUGGAAAGAAACAAAGUGAACAAAUGAUGCAAAAGAUAUUGCCCAAGAAAGAGGAACGACAAAGAUGAAAGAGUGAAGAUAGGUGAACAGCAAUCACUGUGGAGCAGAAAAUGUACUGAGUGACAAGAGAAGAAGAAGCUUCUUCGGUGCGGCUGGCAGACGACGAAGAUAUUCGGAUUUGCAGAUUGAGAAGUAAUACUUGGGAUUUCCCUCCGGCACGAUAAACACCCCCAUGGCGUGAAUCAUGAAAUGAAAAGUUGUAACUCGCAACUUCGCGUUGGAAAAUCUGCGGGCUGUUGACUGAAGGCGCUCCAAGAAAGAAAAAGAAAGUUUCGAAAAAAUCCUGACAACUUUCGAUUGCCAAGUUUCAGUGCUCAGUUUCCCUCCUUUUGCGAUCGAAUUGGUUUCGGUGCAGAGUCCCAGGACUUCUGGGUGUCAGACUCGAUGAUAUGGCUCGUUGGGCUCAAGGAUAUCAGGAGGUAGAAUAGAGGAGAGAGAAAAAACAUAUCAUUUGGAAUCUCUGUUCUCUGUUUUCCCUCAACACCUUUCGCCAGUACAGACGUGGCGGACUUUACACCUCCAGAUGGAUCCAGGACGCAGGCCAGCUUUCAGGGCAGCCAGACUGAUACCUGGGCUGUUUGAGUGUGGAUUGCUCUUGUGUUGGGGAACAGUUUCCUUGUCUACCCUCACGGUCUCAGGAAUUGUUGGGGAAAGUGCUCUUCUGCCCUGUGUGGAUAGCUCUACAAAAAUUCAUGCUAUUGAUGAGAUACGUGUGUACUGGCAGAUGGCUGACCAGUUAGUCCAUGCCUUCCACUCAGGCAAAGAACAAGAUAACCAGGACUACAGCAAUAGAACCAAACUUUUUACCAAAGAGUUCAAACAAGGCAACUUCUCUCUUCUCCUGUCUGACCUCCGAGUGAGUGAUGAAUCUGAAUACACCUGCGUAGUUCAGAUGGAACAGCAGACAGGGUAUGACGUGGUUCUAUCUGCAUCAGUCAGUUUGCAAAUAGCAGCUGACUAUACAGAUCCGGUGUUGACUGCAGAAUCCGAGCAGGAUCAUGGAUCGUUUGUGAAGCUAAAUUGUUCCUCAUGGGGUGGGUAUCCAGAACCACUUGUAUACUGGACUAAUGACAUCUCAAACACCCUUCCUGAAAACAAUACAGUUAAGAAUGGCAUUAAUAUUUCUCGUGAAGGACUGUACAGCAUUACCUCCAUCCUCUGGAUCCAAGCUACAUCACACUCGACAUAUACCUGCUCUAUAUACAAUCCCAAGCUCCAGAAGAAUAAAACUGCAACAUUACAUUGGAAUGUUUCUGAAGGAGACUGUGAAAAGAUCAGUGUCAGUGACACACAUCACAGAUGGAUUACGCCAGUGGUUUUAGUCACAUUACUCUUUGUGGUUUUACUGGCAAUUUACAUUUUGCUGAAAUAUUUUCCCAAGACGUCACUGAAAGGACGUGGUUUGGCUGCAGGAGAGUGUGAGCUAGCUACGCUAAAUGUUGUCAAUCCUAUAUUAAAGAAAAGAAGCCACAUUCAGGAUGGCCAAGAUCAUAUCGAAACUGAACUGUUUACCAAAGAAUUAGAAGACCAUAAAGGAGAGAGACUGAAGUGUGAAUUACUCUGUUGUCAAUGAAUGUUUGUUCACUCUCACAGACAUGACAGGUAAACCAAUAUGGAAGUGUUGAACAUUGUUGAAUUUGCUUGGGUGGAAAUGGUACAUAGUUUACCCAGUGAAGGAUGCCGGACCAGAUCACUGAAGAUUGCUUUCACCAUGGCACUGUCCCAAUGAACAAAUGUUGCUGGGUCAUAAGCAUCACCUUCCAUCCUGUAGCAGCACUAUUUUGUGACCUGACGAGGCUACAAAGAGAUUGACUAUAAUUAAUGCACAAUGAUGUGCUUUUACCAGAAUUCUGGGCCUCCAGAAUUUAGGGCCCAGGCAAGUGAAGACUCAGACAAGAAUGGUCAAACAAUGGAUAUCAGGGAUGUGCAAGAGGCCAGAGUUUGAGGACUCCAAUACUUAUGUGGUUUGAAGUGCUGGUUACAGGUAUAGGGAGGGACAACGCCUGGAAGGGAUCUAAAAAUUAUAAUAAGUUUUAAAGUUGAACUUUUGCCAAACCAGGUGUAAGUUUCCAUGUUUAAUUUUGAGACUCAUUCCCUGGGUAUUCAGGUUACUGACUUCUGUCAGCUGGCAGACACCCAUGGCCUUACAGCCUUCAGUAAUCUGCAGGUGUUUUGAUAGUGCAACAUCCAAAGAGGUGGUUCUGAACUUGUCAUUUUCACAAUCUAAAUGCAAAUAACUCAUUGGGGUUUGAAAUGUCAGUAGCUACUCCCUUUUGGUCACCCAGGCUCAAAUUCAAAUCUUUGGUCUUGAUGAAUGUGAAAUUUCAUGGAGCUACUGUCACUUUCAUGGAUUGAAAAAAAUUAAGUGCAAAAUAAGUACAUUCAGUGCCAUGGGCUAUUUCUGACUUUAAGCCCAAUGCCACCUACAGGUUAUAUUAGGUUUCACAUCCUGUAAUAUGUGCUGGUUGACAUUGCUCACGUCAUGAAUAUGGUUCAUUCUGACUUAAUGAUAACUAACUUCCUGAAAAAAAAACUCUCAUUACGGGUUAAUCAGCAAUGUAUUUAUUGUUAAACUUUAAAUGUCAGUAUAAAAUUUCUAAUAAA
This is a messenger RNA of Stegostoma tigrinum, 2983 nucleotides long. Its product is annotated as CD276 antigen-like. The record is from RefSeq and is a predicted model, not a curated record. The coding region runs from base 903 to 1952 and encodes 349 amino acids. The transcript has 10 exons. NCBI's taxonomy places the organism in Eukaryota, Metazoa, Chordata, Chondrichthyes, Orectolobiformes, Stegostomatidae.